This is a messenger RNA of Adineta ricciae, 447 nucleotides long. The record is from the annotation of a GenBank genome assembly. Lineage: Eukaryota; Metazoa; Rotifera; Eurotatoria; Adinetida; Adinetidae.
AUGAAAUUACCGCUAUUGAUGUUUAUAUUUCAUGAUAUUAUCAUAGAGAAGUUUCUCGCAGUUUCUCGACUUCCUUCUUUCUUUUAUCGUCGGCAAUCACAGAAGAACCACCGAACUCCGACAAAUAUGGAAAAAUGUUUAAACAUGCUACAAGACAAAUCUCGACGUUCAUCUCGUCAACGGAAGGCAACGCUACGUAAUAUUCCGAAUUCAUUUAGCCCGGCAUUGUCAGGACAACUAAAAUCGCCUCUACUAUCCAUAAUCAACCAACCAAAUAAGCCAUCGGCUUCUAAAACAACAAUUAAGAUUGACCUUCUUUUGCCAAUUAAAAUCUUCCUUGCUAUGGAAAAAUCAACUGGUGCAUUUUUGCAGUUCGACAUAGAAUUAGCUCGAAAAACUAUGCUUGAAGCACAUGCUCAUUUGCUGAAGCAAAAACAGAAAUUCUGA